CGCACUUAUUCUGCCAUGCUCGCCACACUUCGGCUUCUCGCGGCGGCGACCGCGGCCUUCUCGCCAACGUACACGCCUCGCGCACGCCCGACGAUGAUGGCCGCCACGCUCACCGAGCAGCUCAUGGCGAAGCUGCCACCCAACGUGCAGACGGGUGGUGCGGGCGGCGCCACCACGUAUGACGCGCUGCUCCGGCUCGACGACGCCUGGAGCAGGCUGCGCGCCGGUGAGCUUCCGCCGGCCAAGCAGGUCGUCUUCGACGAGCCCACCGCAGCUGUGGAGACGGCAGAGUACGAUCUCGUCGUUGCUGGCGGCAACAUCGGCAUCCUGCUCGCCACCGCGCUUGUGCUGCGCGGGCUGCGGGUGGCGGUGCUCGAGGGCGGUGAUCUGCGCGGGCGCGAGCAGGACUGGAACGCGUCGCGCAAGGAGGUGAUGGAGCUCGUGGAGGCGGGCGUGCUCUCGCUCGAGGAGCUCGACGAGGUCAUCGGCAUCGAGUUCAACCCCGUGCGCUGCGGCUUCCAGGGCGGCGCCGACGUGUGGCUCAACGACGUGCUCAACGUGGGCGUCCGGCCAGAGGCGCUUGUCCGGUGCGCGCGCGCGCGCUUCGAGGCGGCCGGCGGAGUCGUGCUCGAGAGGACGCCCCUUUCGACGGUGCGCGUGCGGCCCGGCGCGGCGGUGCUCACCGCUGCCGACGGGCGCGAGGUGCGCGCGCGGCUCCUGAUCGACUGCAUGGGGCAGCGAUCGCCGAUCGUCGCGCAGGUGCGCGGCGGCGCGCCGCCCGACGGGGUGUGCGUGGUCGUCGGCUCGUGCGCAGACGGCUACCCAAAAGAGUUGAACACGUUUGGAGACGUCAUCUUCGCGGACACGCUCACCGAGCCCGCGGCGGGCGGCGCCGGCUGCCCAACACAGUACUUCUGGGAGGCGUUCCCGGCGAGCGCGAGCGCGACCCAGCGCACGACGUACCUCUUCACCUACAUGGGGCUCGAGCCGGAGAGGCCGUCGGUGAUGGACAUCAUGGAGGACUACUGGAGGCUGCUUCCACGCUACCAGGGCGUCGACCUCGACGACCUCACGCCGGAGCGAGUGCUGUUUGGGCUCUUCACCUCGUACAAGGACUCGCCGCUGCCCGUCCAGUUCGACCGCGUCAUGCAGAUCGGCGACGCGGGCGGGCUGCAGAGCCCGCUCUCUUUCGGCGGAUUUGGGGCUAUCACGAGGCACAUCGGACGGCUCUCUGACGCCGUGGAGAGCGCUCUCGCCGCCGACGCGCUCUCGUCGGCGGGCGAGACGGGAGCCGGGGUGCUUCGCGCCGACGGCGAGCAGAUGAGCCAGUCUUGCACCUCGACCGCGCCCGGAAUGCGCGGACCUCUCGAAGGCGGCCACACCGCCGUCACGUCGUACGCCUCUGGCCACACGCCCAGGAUGGACUGCAGCAUCUCGGGCGGGAAAGUGCGGCCCGUCGCGCGCUGCAGGUGCGCCGGGAGACGAGGCGGCGAUAUGGGACUCGAGCAACGCGCGACGGCAGGCGGGGCGCGGGCCGUCCGCGGGGUGCGCUCUGCAUCGCCGCUCGGCGUGGCGACAGGCGAGUCCGGCUGUGCGGGUAUCUGUGCGGGCAGCUUCGACUGCGUGAGGCCGUGUGCCAGCGACUGCAUGACCGGCGUCAACGAAGCUGACCUUGACGCCCUCAUGGCGGGUGCCGCAGACCGCCUCGGGGCGCACUGCGCCGGUUUGUCCGCCUCGCGCUCGCACCCACCCCCGCCCUGCGCCACGUGUGACAGCUCUGCGGAGCCGCUUCUGGCCUCGGCGCGCUCCUCGAUCGUGACGAGGCCCAUCUGCGUCGCUGAUUGCGGCAGUUGA
Messenger RNA from Emiliania huxleyi CCMP1516, 1854 nucleotides. RefSeq lists its product as hypothetical. The record is from RefSeq and is a predicted model, not a curated record. Lineage: Eukaryota; Haptophyta; Isochrysidales; Noelaerhabdaceae. The transcript has 3 exons. Bases 16 to 1854 code for a protein of 612 amino acids.